CGGUUCUGAGUUCCAUCCCGAGAACAACACCAGGCCGAAGGCACCAGGAGCAGCACCACCCCAACGACACCAGCCAUGACCGCAUCCGCCAGCAACGCCGAACAGGCGCAGGCGAGCCUGGUGCAGAUCCAGCACCACCUGGACAGCCUGUUGGAUAUCCGAUCUGCGGUCGAGCAGCUCCAAGCCGCCCUGCUCUCGGCCCAGACUGCCCUUGGAUGGGCCGAACGCUAUAGCCAGGACCCGCAGCAGUAUCGAGAAGCUGUGGAUCGGUAUGCCGCCGCGAUCCUGACAGGCCUGGUUGCAUCAGCGAGCCCGCUCGGCAAUCUCGCCGAUCUGACCCACUGCGCCCUGCGACAUUACCGCGACUCGCCUGCCACCCAGAUUGUCUAUGCAUUCUUCCUGGCCGGCAGCCAGCCGGGCGAGGGCAUUGCUGUCCUGACGCAGCUGAUUGAAUCGGGCAGCACCAGCACCCAUACCGACACCAACGCCGCUUCUGACAAUGCCCACACCACCAGCGCCGGCUUCGGUCCACGGCUUCUGUCCAGGCUACUGUCGAUGCGGGGCUGGCUCUCGGGGCUUGCGCUGGCGCCUGACCAGGCCGACGCCGACUUUUCUCGAUCGAUCGAGGCAGAUUCCGACAACGACCAAGCCCUGUACUUGCGAUCCAAGACCCGUGCCUCGCAGCGACGUUAUGGCGACGCCAUUGCGGACCUGACCCAGUACCUGUCCAUGGCCCGGCCUGACGAGCCCAAGCUCGCGCAUGGCUGGUACGAGCUCGGCCAGAUGUGGUUCCGCCGCGGACCCAAGAAGGAGCUGGGCAUCGGCCUGCAUGACCUGCGUGCGCGGCUCGAGGCCAUCAUCCACAGCGCACACGAGGCCGAGCAGGCCGCGGGAGGAUCCGAUGCGGCCGAGUUGCAGUCGCUGCGGGAGACGACGGACCGGAUGCUGCAGAAGGUGACCUCCCUGACGCAGUGACCCAGGCGACGACCUGGAUAGUGGCGGGUCCGUGGCGGGUCCGUGGCGAUCUCCGGCCUUGCAGACGAACACGUUGCCGAGUGUCGCUCGCUCGCAGCCGCAAAAUGCAGCCAAUCGGCAGGAAGGACAUGACCUGGGCCCCAGGCCUUGGUGUCGCCCAGCCAAGUGCACGCCGAGAGACCAAGGGCCACCAGCACGCACAUGGCGCCAUCGGGGCUGUCCAGCCAGCGGGCCUGCAAAACCUUCGCGGGAGCUGCUGCGGCCGGGUUCUGCAGAGAAUACAACCCAAUCGCUGCUUUGGGAAAGCGCCGCAGCCACAGCAAGCCCAAGCUUUUGCAUUCCGCAAUGUCCACUUGGUGAUGUCUCCGCCCAAUAACACCGAUCCAUUAAACUUGUCGGGGCUUGCUCGCCGGC
This is a messenger RNA of Polychytrium aggregatum, 1389 nucleotides long. RefSeq lists its product as uncharacterized. Bases 76 to 975 code for a protein of 299 amino acids. Gene Ontology annotation, molecular function: protein binding. The transcript is spliced from 2 exons. The record is from RefSeq and is a predicted model, not a curated record. NCBI's taxonomy places the organism in Eukaryota, Fungi, Chytridiomycota, Chytridiomycetes, Polychytriales.